AUGAACCAACCGACAACCACACACAAGACGCCUUAUUGCCAAACAAAGGUUCAAACACAAGCAAACCCACGCUCAGGACCAGCCGCCCGACGUCCCCAACACCGGCAGUCACGUUCAUUAGCAGCUGCUUCAAAAGGUAAACAAGGCCGUGCAGGGAAUUCGGCACCGAAAUCAACGCAAAAGCGCGCUGCAACGCGUGCAAGUCGAGGAAACCCUUUGGAUAUCAGUAAAUCAACUGAAAUCAGCACCAGCGACACUUCCGCCGCAGUGUGUCUCGCAUCCCCACCUUAUUGUGAAUCCGCUGCUGUCAGUAAGGAAAGAAGUAACGUUCCACUCACGCCCACACGGAGACUCAACUCACUUCAGCAACUCAAGCCAGAUGACCUCUCGAGUUCAGCUAAGGAAGUGAAGGAAACGGAAGAAGCCGCCCCGGCCUCCUCGCUGAGCGCUUCUGCGUUUAGUACGUUGUUAUCUCCUACGCAGAUUCUUCAAGCCACGGGGCUACAUGGCGGUAUCACAACGCAAAGUGUAACGAGCGGCCCUGGAAGUGGUGACGAUAGGGAGGUUCUACGAACAGAAAUGAGUCGGAAAGGGCUGUCCGUACAUGCGGCACCUUUUCUUCCUCUCUCGCGAACUGCUCCUCAGUCACCCGCUUUGGCACAAGCAACGUGUGAACAUGGUGUUCCUUUGUUUCCCUGCGAAGGAUCAAAGCGGUAUAUUGACAGCAUUGUUAGCCCAUGCAGUGUUGAGGAUGUGAGAGCACAAUCGCAUUCACUGGAGUUUCCAUGCACUCCACUUGUAUUAAGAGGUGGAAUGGUGUAUCAUCCACCAGGAUUCAGAGGUGGUGGGGCUCUUGCCACCUCUGAGAGUUGCUUGUCCCCAGAUACGCCGAAAGUUGGCAGUACCAGUUCUAUAAUCCCUGCUUCAGUUAAACCAGUUACAUCGUCGCCAACCUUUGAUACGUUACGCUGCCAGCAGUGUGUUCAAUGCGGCGAUGGGAAAGAUGACAGUGUUGAAGAUAUUCCCUACACAACCGAAGGGGUUGAAGAUAGUUGUGAAGGUGAUGGUAUUCGACACCUGCGCAUUCCAUUCACCGACGCGGAAGCCCAAGAUGAGGCAAAAAUGCUCCAUAUGCUUCAGAUGGGUGAAGAAGAGGAAGAUGCCGCAUCUGUUGGACAGGAAUGGCAGGAAUGUAUCUUUGGUUCAUCCAACGCAGGUGCAAGUAAUGUUGAACUUUUCCACUGCGCAGGGGGUUAUUGGGAUGUGAAUGGUCCCUCCGUAGCAACGCGUCGCCUGCUACGUCACCGCAUGCCAUCUUCAUCCUCUCUCAAUAUAGAUGCACAAGGAGAUGAAUUCUCCUCCGUGUUGGCGUCUCAAAGCGAAUACAGCGCAGAUCACGGUCAUUUUGCUUAUGAUAAUGAUGAUGGUUCAUGGGAAAUGAGCAGCAGUGCGUACGCGGAUAGUUUGGAUGAUGAGCAAUUGGAGUGGAUUGAACAGCACCUACGUGCCAAGUAG
Messenger RNA from Trypanosoma brucei brucei TREU927, 1515 nucleotides. RefSeq lists its product as hypothetical. The transcript has a single exon. Lineage: Eukaryota; Euglenozoa; Kinetoplastea; Trypanosomatida; Trypanosomatidae. Bases 1 to 1515 code for a protein of 504 amino acids. The record is from RefSeq and is a predicted model, not a curated record.